This is a messenger RNA of Musca domestica (house fly), 1113 nucleotides long. RefSeq lists its product as uncharacterized. The transcript has 4 exons. The record is from RefSeq and is a predicted model, not a curated record. Lineage: Eukaryota; Metazoa; Arthropoda; Insecta; Diptera; Muscidae. The coding region runs from base 440 to 961 and encodes 173 amino acids.
AAAGCAUUAAAGUUUUAUUUCGGAAAACCUCAUUAAUAUGUCAGUUUAGUUUUUUUAUGGAAACCCUUAUCACUAAGUCACAAUGAUUAAAAAUUUGUUAUAUUUAAAAGAAUAAUUUUGAUUUAUUAACUCUUUGCAUAUUUUCAUAAAUAAUUAAACUUUAAUUAAGACUUAGUCCAAAUAUUAAAAAUGUAUAAUAAAAUAAUUUGAAGACGAAAUGUUUUUACACACCUUUAAUAUGAGUGUGAAAGUGGCUCUCAAGUUACAGGUGCGGCCGGCAAAAAAAGCAGAAUAUCUCCCUGCCAUUUCAUAUUUCAACACAAAUUUUAGCAUUUUUCGUUGUCCAGCCAUUUCUAGCCAUAUUAAAGUUAGUAAAUCAGUUGGCAAAUGAAAUUACUUGGCGGAGGUUGUUUACAAAAUCCAGCUCACUCAAAGGAAUAUGGAAUAUUGUUCAUUGUUUAAUUUGGAAAAUCUGAGCAUUCUUGUCGCCAGCAUCAAUGCCUUGGUCUAUUUGGUGCUAUUGAUGUAUGACGUGAUAUUCUUGAAUGAAGAAUAUAAGAAGUCAGCUCACAGCAGUGAUUUCAGUGGAAAAUACGCUGUUCAUUGCGAAAUUAUCCUUCUAUUGGUAUUCGGUAUUGGACUAUGUUCAUCGGUGUUAUACCUCAAAGGUAUGCGGCAGAAAAACCAUGGCUUAAUGAAACCCCUUCUCUAUAUGACAACUAUUUGCAUCGGCUUUGCAAGCGUUUCAUUCCUUUGUUUCUACUGUGCAGCACUUGUGGGGAGUUUGGAGUACUUCAAUGUCAUCAUUAUGGGCUUUAGUUAUUUUUUGGCCAUAGGUAUUUUCGUCUUAUUUUCCACACCAUUAUUUCAGAUAUAUCAACGAAUGCGUCAACGAGCACUUUAUCCAUUUAAUCGGACCAUUCGGCAUUCGGAGAAACCAGUAGAACAAUUAAACCAAUAAAGCUGAAAUUUGAUGAGCCACAGUGGAAAUUAACAUCAAAUUUGAUUGUUAAUUUUUAAACCGCUUUAAUUGAUAAUAUAUUUUUGAAAUAAAAAAUAAUUAAUUUAAUCAAAUGUGAAUGUCAGAAUAAAUGCAUUCAAUUGACAUUAAUA